AUGACUACGUUUAACGUACAAUUAUAUGGAGCUAGAGGUGAUGGGAAAACAGACUCGACCAAGCCAUUUUUGACGGCUUGGACAUUAGCAUGCGGCUCAGAGGCUCAAUCCAUGGUCUACAUUCCCCGUGGAACAUACCUGGUACGAAAUCUUGUCUUUUGGGGUCCUUGCAAGAACAUAAUAACUUUCAAAAUCGAUGGAAAACUCGUGGCUCCAAAAAACUACUGGAGUAUAGGUAAUUCUGGUUAUUGGAUCCUAUUCGCUAAGGUAAACCGGAUAUUGGUUUACGGUGGAACGAUUGAUGCUAAAGGAGCUGGUUAUUGGUCUUGUAGAAAGAAAGGUGGCCACUGUCCUCAAGGUGCAAGAUCUAUAUCGUUUAGCUGGUGCAAUAAUGUUCUACUAAGUGGCCUUACGUCGUUGAAUAGCCAGAAUCUGCAUGUCACGGUUCAUCAUUCUUCUAACGUUCGGAUUCAGAACAUAAGAAUUAGGGCGCCGAGUAGAAGCCCUAACACUGAUGGUAUUAUCGUCCAGUCUUCUUCUGGGGUCACCAUUAGUGGGGCAGUCAUUGGAACUGGGGAUGACUGCAUUGCUCUUAAUCAAGGAUCUGUGAACAUUUAUAUCGAACGUGUGCUGUGUGGACCAGGACAUGGAAUCAGCAUUGGGAGUCUUGGGGAUCACGCUGAUGAGGAAGGUGUCAAUAAUGUAACCGUCACGAACUCUGUUUUCACCAAGACGCGAAACGGUGUAAGAAUAAAGAGUUGGGCUAGGCCGAGCACAGGGUUUGUGAGAAAUGUGGAGUUUCGAAACCUGGUAAUGAGGAAUGUUGGUAACCCGCUAAUCAUCGAUCAAAACUAUUGCCCUAGUGGAAAAGGCUGCCCUAAUCAGAGCUCUGGUGUGAAGAUAAGUGGAGUGACUUUUGCAAACAUAAAGGGAACAUCAACGACACCAAUAGCUAUGAAACUGGAUUGUAGUGGAAGCCAUCAUUGCACAGAGAUUACAUUGAAAAACAUUAAGCUCACUUACAUGAAAGGAGCAACAACUUCUUACUGCAAGAACGCUCAUGGAGGAGCCUCUGGAGUUGUGGUACCAAUGAAUUGUAUGUGA
Messenger RNA from Brassica napus (rape), 1104 nucleotides. RefSeq names its product polygalacturonase. The coding region runs from base 1 to 1104 and encodes 367 amino acids. Gene Ontology annotation, biological process: carbohydrate metabolic process. The transcript is spliced from 4 exons. Gene Ontology annotation, molecular function: polygalacturonase activity. The record is from RefSeq and is a predicted model, not a curated record. NCBI's taxonomy places the organism in Eukaryota, Viridiplantae, Streptophyta, Magnoliopsida, Brassicales, Brassicaceae.